ACGAGCGCGUGCGUGUGAAGAAGUGAAAUUUUGAAAAGGCAAGAGAUGGAAAAGGAGCAGUCUUGUCUGGUUGACAUUAAAUUAGGUGCUAUCGCAGUUUUGACGAUAAUUUUUUGUUUGCCAAAACCAAAAGACGACUUUCUUCUGUGAACUCUUCGAGUCUUGGUAACUCCUUGUCACUAUUUUGGUUCUCCCUCGUCCUUUCUCUCUCCCCUCUUCGUGGCUUGGCUUCUGAGUCGUAACCCAAACCCUGCAGUCGUAACAGCACUCGGCCACAGGUCGUCGCCCCCUUUCCCUUCUUCCAAGUACUUUAUCUCUAACCGUCUAAAAGGAGGCUGCUGAUUUGGAGAUCCAGUCGACGAUUUCUCCUGGGACGUUCCGGAAACGAAGCGAAUAGCUUUUGAUCCACAUAUCCGAACAGAGUCCGAUCGUAACCAGCGGCAGGGAGGGAGUUCCGGUUUUAUAGCCCCGACAACCGAAGAAAACGAAAAACAAAAAAACGACGAAGGGGAGCCGGAAGGCAAUUGAAGUGAACGGAUCGCAAGGAUGAGCAGUAACGAAGGAGGGAGGGAUGUUAGCGGAGAGGAUUCGGGAGGAGGAGGAGGAGGGAGUUCGUUCGGAAGCGACUUGUCGGGAUCUACAGUGGCGGCGGCUGAGAAACGCAAAGAGAAGAAUAGGGUGAGCAGGACAUCUCUAAUCCUUUGGCAUACCCAUCAGAACGAUGUUCUUGCUGUUAAGAAGCUCUUGGAAGAGGAUCAAUCUCUCGUGGCCUCCAGGGACUAUGAUAGCAGGACGCCUCUCCAUGUCGCUGCACUCCACGGUUGGAUCGAAGUCGCCAAAUGUUUGCUUGACUGCGGUGCUGACGUUAACGCACAGGAUCGAUGGAAGAACACGCCACUCGCAGAUGCAGAAGGAGCCAAGAAGCAGGAGAUGGUUGAACUUUUGAAGUCCCAUGGUGGCUCGUCUUUUGGACAAACAGGCAGCCAUUUUGAGCCAAAGCCCGUACCACCACCUCUUCCCAACAAGUGUGAUUGGGAAAUUGACCCUGCUGAGUUAGACUUCACUGCAUCAACCAUUAUUGGAAAGGGUUCUUUUGGUGAGAUAUUGAAAGCAUGCUGGCGUGGAACACCAGUUGCAGUCAAGCGCAUUCUUCCAUCCCUGUCAGAUGACAGAUUGGUCAUCCAAGAUUUUAGGCAUGAGGUCAAUUUGCUUGUCAAGCUGCGACAUCCCAACAUUGUGCAGUUCCUUGGUGCAGUCACUGACAGAAAGCCGUUGAUGUUAAUUACAGAGUACUUGAGAGGGGGUGAUCUCCAUCAGUACCUUAAAGAGAAAGGCACACUUCAUCCCUCCAUGGCAACUAAUUUUGCACUGGACAUUGCAAGGGGAAUGGCAUAUCUCCAUAAUGAACCCAAUGUCAUCAUUCAUAGGGAUUUAAAGCCAAGGAAUGUGCUUUUGGUCAAUUCAAAUGCUGAUCAUUUGAAAGUUGGUGAUUUUGGCCUUAGCAAGCUUAUAAAAGUCCAGAAUUCUCACGAUGUGUACAAACUGACUGGAGAAACCGGAAGUUAUAGGUACAUGGCUCCUGAGGUCUUCAAGCAUCGAAAAUAUGACAAAAAAGUCGAUGUCUUCUCUUUCGCAAUGAUACUCUAUGAAAUGCUUGAAGGAGAUCCUCCUUUGUCAAACUACGAACCAUAUGAAGCUGCCAAAAGUGUUGCAGAAGGCCAUCGCCCAAUUUUUCGUGCAAAAGGUUACCUUUCUGAGCUGAGAGAGUUGACAGAGCUGUGCUGGGCGGCUGAUCCAAAUAGAAGGCCCUCGUUUCUCGAAAUCCUUAAGAAGCUCGAAAAGAUCAAGGAUAGCAUGUCAACCGAUCAUCACUGGCACAUAUUCACGCAGUAACUGCUGGGCUAUAUGGAAGCAUAUUUGUGAAACUAACUGGAUUUGUCGAUUGCAGUCCAUAUUGGGAUUAAUGCAAUUCGGGACAACCGUAACGGGAAAGAAGUGCAAUUCUGAAAUAAAUGGCAGUUGCUCAAAAUAAUAAGUGAGGCUUUCAGGGUACAUGAAGAUUUAUGGAGAUUCAUAAGCAUCUUUCCAGUGACAUGGCAUUGUUUCGGUAGGUAGUGGUCUUUCAGAUUCUGUGAGAUGAGGAUACUUGUCAAGUUGUUAAUGUGAUAGGUUGACUCUGACUUUAUUUCACUUACUCUACGGUGGGCAUAUGUAUAAAUAAUAAUAUUUGUAAUAUCUUUAAUAUUUGUAAUAUCUCUCUGUAUGUUGGAAAUGACUUGUUUUGGGGUCU
Molecule: messenger RNA, 2290 nt
Organism: Nymphaea colorata (pocket water lily)
Lineage: Eukaryota; Viridiplantae; Streptophyta; Magnoliopsida; Nymphaeales; Nymphaeaceae
Product: integrin-linked protein kinase 1
Exons: 11
Coding region: 547-1893 (448 amino acids)
Biological process (GO): protein phosphorylation
Molecular function (GO): protein kinase activity; ATP binding; protein binding
Source: RefSeq, a predicted model, not a curated record